CAUGUAGACAAGAUAGAUGGCUUACUUUGUAACCCUUUUAGUUUGUAUGAAAAACAUUUGGGCUUAAAAUUGAAACUGUUUUAUAUUUGGUUUGACGGAUUUAAAUAUACAUAAAAAAGCUUGAGGGUUUGAACGAAAUUGCAAAUCAGUGCUUGGUAGUGUUGUUGCUUAACUGAGGGAUUUACAUGAUUUUGACUGGGAUGUUUACAAUUGACAUAUAUGAUAAUUACCUUUGCUUAAAGGUGAAUCAGUUUAGUGAAAUCAUUAAAGAUCAUUCUUUUCUCAAACUCUACUCCUUGUGCAAAACGUUAAUUGAAGGCGUGUAGAAAGAGAUUUGUUUUAUUUUGAUGCGGCAUGGGCUUUCGGGGAACAAAUAGUUUGAAAAUAUGCAGGUGAUAAAUGUCAUAGGACAUAUCAAGGACUAUUUCUUCCUGUCCGCAGACAUCAACCAUCUGUUCUUUGAAGGAUGGCACUUCCAAGGAACUGGAGGUGUGAUUGGCUGCUGUGUGAUGAUAUUCGUCCUCACUAUUCUCCUUGAAGCAGGGAAGGCGGUGAUCUUUUACAUCCAGUUGAGACUCAAACAGAACCCGCUCACGUAUGGACGGACAGGCACCACUUCAAUCCAGGACACCAGGUCAUCUGAGACUUCUUUAUUCUCAAGUCUACAGAUCCCAGCGGAUCUGGGUCAGAUUAAAAAACUUAGGAUUCAGUACCACAUCAGCGCGUACGUGCUUCACACCCUCAACCUACUGCUGGGAUACCUGCUCAUGUUGGCGGUGAUGACCUUUGACGCAUACAUCUUUAUAGCUGUGAUGCUAGGCUCAGGAGUUGGGUACUUCGUAUUUGGUGCUGUGAACGCCCGAAACCGCCUCUUGUUUACCAGACUGCAGACAGAAGUGUAUACUUCCCCUCACAACAGCCAGACAGGACUUACAAACGCUUCUUACACACCGCCCGGAAAUGACGCCAAUAGUAGGAACAGUGGUGACGUCACUGAAAUUAGUUGACACGCGAUCCUACGUGUGCUCAUGUUAAUGCAAUGUGUAUUGUAUUGAUGAGAACUAAUUAAUUCACAGAGGAUGCAACAGAACAUUUUGUGGUGUCAUAGUGAACAACGAAGUGAUUAUUGACUUUGCUUUAUUAAAACAUACAACAAAGUUCAGUGAACAUACAUUAUGUACGUAAUCAUGUCAUCGUUGUCAUCGAAACGAAGAGUAUUCAUGUGCAGUGAAUGUGUAUGCAACAAAGCAACCCAUUGCGGCCACCACAUCAUGAACGGAUGGAUGUAUUUAUGGAGAAAGCAUUGCUUCCACUGAUUCGCUGCUCUGUUUCUUGCCUAUAGUCCGGAUGUUAGGAAACAACUUUAUUUUCAUAAACAUGGUGCCAUUUUUGAACAAUCUGAUAACUGAACAAGGAUAUAAUUGUGUGUCUGUAUUAAGCCACAUGAUGUGUUUUAAAUGACCAUAUUUAUUAAUAUUACAUGUAUGUAAUAAUGACAGACAAAGUAGCAUAUCAACUUGACAUUAGUGAAAGUACACACGUAUAAUGAUUCUGUUACUGUUAUUGUUUUGUUCUAUACUACUUUGUCGUAUAAUGAACAAGUUGUAUUUAGCUAAUUUUAGUUCUGCAAUACUUUAAACAGCAGAGAAUUGCUAUUACAUUUAUUUUGUCUAUGAAUUGCCUUAAAGGGUAAAUGUGAACUUAAAUGGGUUCUAUUAUGUCAAAGCUAGUUUAUGUUUCUAAGAAAUUCGUCUCGAAAUAAUUGUUAACAUAAGUUAAGUGUUAUACCAUUAUUGUAUUAAAGUAUGAUGAUUUAACUAAUUGGCAUUGUUUACUAACUCAUUUUCUAGUAUUAAUAAAGGUAUGCCACCCAUCAUUAGGAUGCAAAGAUGUUUGAGUGCAUUUAGGUAUUAACAUCAGAUUAUUUAUAUGUUUAAAAUUUUAUUAUUUUGCAUGGAUUAUAUUUUGAAUAACACCCUAAAGACAGUACUUUUAUGAUAUGAUGUAUUAAAAUGAUGUUUUAAAGUGUAACUUGUAAUUUUAUUAAUUUGUUUCUUAAAAAACCCCAUAAUGUCUUUAUUGAAAAUGGGGCUUGGUAAAAAUUGAAAAAAAAAUCAAAUUUAAAAUUUUGGAAUUGAAAUCGAAAUUUUACCAAUAGCAAUCGUGAUGCAUGGCCUCUAUUCAUUUGAAAUGUAAUUAAAACAAUGUCUAAUGAUGCCGAAGUUUAAGUAAAUACGCGUUAGUGAACAAAAGUAAUUAUAUGUUCUUGCUUAUUAGUCAGCAACAUAAUUUAUUAGACUCUAUGGGAAACUAUAACUAAUAGUUACACUACAUAUGCUAGUACGGCAUAAAUAUGACAGUUUAUUAUAUGCUUUCUGGUGGUUUAUAGAGAUUUUUCAGUGAAAUAAAAUGAUUUUUCACUUUUUUUGAAAAGUGAAAAUUUUGAGAUUUGCAAAUGUUUUGAAAUUGAAUCCCACAUUGGGUUCCAAUCAAACGUCAGCGCACACAGGGCUGGGACACAAAUUCAACGACGUCAUUUCCGAAUUGACGUUACGUGUGCAUACAAAUUGGCGCGUUUUUCUAAAAAAAGUCUUUUAAUUCCAAUUUUGGGCAUGAAAACAAAAUAGUGAUUGUUUGUUUCACUGUCAAAUAGGAAUAUGUUUUAUCUUGUGAACAUGUCACUCCUGGCUUUGCCACUCGUGAAAUACAAGUUUUUUGCGCUCACUCGGUGAAAUAUAUUUUGAUAUCACACUGAAACAAACAAUUAUCCUCUAUAUUAAAUAUUUAUGUUGGCGUUCUAAUUUGUAAGGUUUGUGAGUUGUUUUGUACUUAAAAACGCCGAAAUAGUGUGUAUCCUGUGUUGUUCUAUUUCAUACUCUUGUUCUAUUAUGUUUUGUUUGAAAAAAAAUGUCUUCCUACUUGUAUACUUUGUGUUUUCUUGUCAAGUUGUGAAUAAUUAUAUUUAUAGCAUUCAAAUGCAAUUGUUAGUCACACAUUUAACUUACAUUUGUUUAAAUGGCAAUAAAUUGUUUCAUC
Molecule: messenger RNA, 3036 nt
Organism: Mya arenaria
Lineage: Eukaryota; Metazoa; Mollusca; Bivalvia; Myida; Myidae
Product: probable low affinity copper uptake protein 2
Exons: 5
Coding region: 387-1007 (206 amino acids)
Biological process (GO): copper ion transmembrane transport
Cellular component (GO): membrane
Molecular function (GO): copper ion transmembrane transporter activity
Source: RefSeq, a predicted model, not a curated record